AUGGGAGCUCGUCUUUCCCGCUCUGAUUUUCAAUGGGUUUACACUGAUGAACCACAUACAACACGACGAAAAGAGAUGUUGCAAAAAUAUCCUCAAAUCAAACAACUCAUGGGCCAUGAUUGGCGUAUUGCUGCUCAAGUUAUUCUUACUGUUAUUAUACAAAUAGUCAUGGCUAUUCUAGUUCAGGAUGUUUCAUGGAAAUAUGUUUGGUUCUUUACAUAUAUUAUUAGUGGUACACUUAAUCAUUCAUUAUCAAUUAGUUUUCAUGAAAUUGGACAUAAUUUAGCUUUCGGAAAUCUUAGACCUACAGCUAAUCGAAUACUUGGUUUUAUUGCAAAUUUGCCAUUAUGUAUACCAUCAUCUGUUACAUUUAAGAAAUAUCAUAUUGAUCAUCAUAAAUUUCAAGGCGAUGAUAUGUUGGAUCCUGAUCUGCCAACAUAUUUUGAAGCAUGGCUAUUUCAAUCACGUAUUGGAAAAUUUUUUUAUAUUGUUGCACAACCAUUACUUUAUGCUGUUCGACCACUCUUACGUGUACCAAAACCUGUGACACAAUUGGAAGUGAUUAAUCUUUUCAUUGAAAUAGUUUUUGAUGCGAUUAUUAUGUAUUUUCUGGGAACAAAAUCAUUCGUUUAUCUACUUUUUGGUACAUUACUUGGUCUUGGUCUUCAUCCAAUAUCUGGACAUUUUAUAUCUGAGCAUUAUAUAUUUGUUGAAGGUUAUGAAACGUAUUCAUAUUAUGGACCAUUAAAUUAUUUAACAUUUAAUGUUGGUUAUCAUAAUGAACAUCAUGAUUUUCCAAAUGUUCCCGGUUACGCUUUACCUCAAUUAAAAAAGAUCGCUCCAGAUUAUUAUGAUAACCUUCCAUGCCAUUAUUCUUGGUCGAAAGUACUUAUUGAUUUUAUUCGUGAUCCACAUUUAGGACCACAAUCUCGUAUUCGUCGUACAAUUCGUUCAAGUGCAUUAAAAUCUAAUAAUGCAAUUGAUAUGAAAAAUAAACAUCAAGUCAAUGAAAUUCUCCAUGAAGUUGUCGACAAUAACAACAAUACGCAUCCACAUAUAUCUAAGCAUGAUAGAAAAAUAAUCAAUAUGAAGAAACAUUCCAGUAAAAAUCCAUCAGCUAUAAAUACAAAUGAACAUCAUACAAAAACAGAAUAA
Adineta steineri is the source of this 1155-nucleotide messenger RNA. NCBI's taxonomy places the organism in Eukaryota, Metazoa, Rotifera, Eurotatoria, Adinetida, Adinetidae. The record is from the annotation of a GenBank genome assembly.